Molecule: messenger RNA, 1054 nt
Organism: Aegilops tauschii subsp. strangulata
Lineage: Eukaryota; Viridiplantae; Streptophyta; Magnoliopsida; Poales; Poaceae
Biological process (GO): intracellular protein transport; endoplasmic reticulum to Golgi vesicle-mediated transport
Cellular component (GO): endoplasmic reticulum; endoplasmic reticulum membrane
Source: RefSeq, a predicted model, not a curated record
AGCCACAUCAGGGGGCCCGGGUGGAGGUUUGGGUCGCUCCUACUCAGAAACCCCAGAUUCCCAAAUUCCUCCUCGACCUCCAUCCCGUGGAAUCCAACCAACGCGGGGAGGCACCCAGCACGCCGGCGGCGAUGAUCCAGCUCCUGUUCGUGGUGCUCGUCGCCGAGGCGGCCGUGGCGACGGUGCUGCUAUUCAAGACGCCGCUGCGGAAGCUCGCCAUGCUGGGCCUCGACCGCCUCAAGCGCGGCCGCCGGGCGCCCGUCGCCGUCAAGACCGUUGCCGGCGUCGUCAUCACGCUCCUCGCCUCCACGCUCUACAGCAUGGCCGAGAUCAGCGGCCGCGCCGGGGACCCCGAGGCCGGAGGCGGCGCCGCCCUCUCUCCCACCGACCAGGUCCUCUUCUCGCGCCACCUCCUCGAGGCGUCCCUCAUGGGUUACACUUUGUUUCUUGCUCUAGUUAUUGACCGACUCCACCAAUAUAUCAGAGAACUACGUGGGCUAAAGAAGAAUGUCGAGGCUGUAUCGAAGCAGAACAAAACGUUAGAGGAAGGAAAACAUGGAAGAUCUCAGGAGAUAGCGAAAUACCAGGAAGAGGUUGCCACUCUGAACGAGGAGAUGAAGAAACUGAAGCUGCAAGUACAAGAGAAGACCGAGGAGGUCCAUGUUGCUGAGGACAAGGCACUUGCUAUUCAAAAGCAAUCUGAAAGCUUGCUGCUUGAAUAUGACCGGCUCCUGGAGGAUAACCAACAUCUCCGGGAGCAGCUGCAGUCAAUUGAUCUCAGGCUCUCCAAUCCUUCCUGAGAGAAGAAUGUAUUGAAGUAGAACAUUAUCCUAUCGUCAACCUACUUCGUGCUUGAAAUUGUCUGUUUCACUUUUGGUGCGAAGUCGAGUUUACUCUUUCCGUAGGAUGUUAUUACCCAGAUGACAUGCUAAUUUAGUAAUGCCUCUCUUAUCGGUUUUAUUGUAUUACCUAACAAUAUGUUGAAACAUGUAUGCUAGUAUGCUAGUACGCAGUUAAAUUUGUGAACCACUGUUACAGUGGUGCACUGUUCUAA